Episyrphus balteatus (marmalade hoverfly) is the source of this 1780-nucleotide messenger RNA. RefSeq names its product growth hormone-regulated TBC protein 1-A. The transcript is spliced from 5 exons. Bases 613 to 1602 code for a protein of 329 amino acids. The record is from RefSeq and is a predicted model, not a curated record. NCBI's taxonomy places the organism in Eukaryota, Metazoa, Arthropoda, Insecta, Diptera, Syrphidae.
AGAAGAAAAAAUUAUGAGUCGAGAAAAAAUCGUGCAGGUGUUUGCUGGUAAUUUUCGUAGCGGUGCGCUGAUUAUUUUUAUUUUUUUUAAAUAAAAAUUCAAAAAACCAAAAAAAAAAUCGAAUUGCGAUUAGAGAGAGAUAAACUCUUCAAAAGCUUAUCAUAAUUUAUAUUAAACAAUUUUCUAUUGGAAGUGGAAACAUUAAAGAUAUAAGAAAAAAAGUGCAGAUACAAGCAAAAAAAGGUACUCUUUUUUAUUUCUAGAAAAGUGUAUCACAUUUCAUAAUUUUCAAUCUAAAAGGAAUUUAAAUAAAAUGUGGUUUUAUUAAUGAAAUCCUAAUAAAGAAGACCCAAGCUAGAUAGUGUCAUUUAUCAUAAUCGCGAUUUAUAAGCUUGUGUAUCACUUUUUUUUUUGCAAAAAAUCCGCCUCCAGAAUUCCACAGAAUUUUUUCUUUGCGUCUCGGCGUCUUUUUGAUCGUCUCCUCGUUGCACAAACUACACACACACACACGUUAUAUAGUUCGGCGUCGGUGUCCGAUAAGAUUGUUGAAAAAAACAUAAAAGUUUGAAUAAAAUUUAAUUUCAUUUUAUUUUAUUGAACUAAUCUUCAUUUAUGGCAGCUGCAAGUUCACAAUUUAGCGAUGUUGAUGAAUAUGGCUUCAAACGUAGCGAAAAUUUUGACUACAAAAUGUAUGAAAAAUUUAUGUCAGGUUACUUGAAAACCCUUACCAAACGACGAAUACGAUGGGACGGAAUGAUGCAAAAAAACCAAGAUCUCACAAUUAUCAAUUCAACGUUAAAACGUUUCAUACGAAAGGGGAUUCCAGGUCCCUACCGUCCUGAUGUCUGGAUGAAAAUAUCUGGAGCAAAUAAGCUACAAGAACGAUCUCCCGAUCUCUAUCGAAAUUUACUUAAUGUUAAUUACGACAAAGAAAUUAGUGAUUCCAUCAAAAUCGAUCUACCUCGUACAUUUCCAGACAAUAUAUUUUUCGAUACGAAAAAAGAACAACUCUAUAAUACGCUAAUAGCAUAUGCACAUCAUAAUCGGGAGAUAGGUUACUGCCAAGGACUCAAUUACAUUGCCGGUCUUUUAGUCAUAAUCACCAAUGAUGAAGAACAAUCUUUUUGGCUUCUCAAACAUAUUGUUGAAAGUGUUGUACCUCAGUAUCAUACGAAAAAUAUGGCGAAUCUUUUAAGAGAUUUAGCUGUAUUCAAGGAAUUGGUUAUUCGAAGAGUACCUGAGGUCAAUAGACAUAUAGAGAAUUUGGGUCUUCCUUAUGCUGUGAUAGCCAGCAAGUGGUUCAUUUGUAUAUUUGCUGAAGUUCUGCCCGUGGAAACUGUUCUAAGAAUAUGGGACUGCGUCUUCGCGGAAGGUUAUAAAGUUGUAUUCCGUGCUGCAUUAGCAAUCUUCCUCACUCACAGGACAGCGAUUUUAGCCUGUGAUGAUAUUGCUGCAUUGGCAAAUCUCUUCCGCGAAGGCAUACUUCGUGAUGAGAUUGUUACAAAUUGUCAUGAUUUUAUUGAAGCAAUGUUUAAAUUACGCCUGCAACGAAAAGAAUUAGAAGCAUUAAGAAAAAUAUGUGUUGGACGAAAUAAUACGUAAAUACAUCAUAAAUAUUUUAAUAAUAUAAAUUGCCACAAAAUUAACAACAAAAUCAAAUGACUCAACUUUACUCACCAAAAUAUUAACAACAAAAAUACCUACAAAAACAAAACGCCCUCAGAAACAAAUUAAAAAAGUGCAACACAAAGAAACAACAAAAACAAAGCAAAAAUACUUA